CCACUGAUUGCGGUUUAGUGCCACAUACGUAUAGGGAAUCAUGUGAAAUGGAGGGGAAACUAACAAUAUUGGUUUUAUUCGUAAUCCUAGAUUAUGUUUAUACCGAACCACGUGUAUCAAUUCCGAGUAAAACGGCUUUUACCAAAAGUGAUAGACUAAAAAAAUCCACCACAGAAAGAAUUCAUUUGAAUCAAGGACAUGACAUACACCAACAUAAAAAUCUAUCCGCAAGAGAUGGAGCGCCAUUAUCUUUAGAAGAAGAUGAUGAUGAGCCUAAUCAUGAACCAGAAAAUGCGAAAGCAUCUGGAAGACCUCUGUCGGUUGGUGAUACCUUCACACCGGCGGAGUUACUUCCGAUUACUCGGAAACUCAUUGAUAAAAAGAAAUAA
This is a messenger RNA of Ostrinia nubilalis (European corn borer), 389 nucleotides long. RefSeq lists its product as uncharacterized. The transcript is spliced from 6 exons. The record is from RefSeq and is a predicted model, not a curated record. Lineage: Eukaryota; Metazoa; Arthropoda; Insecta; Lepidoptera; Crambidae. Bases 48 to 389 code for a protein of 113 amino acids.